AAUUUGGGGUUGAAUUUGGGCCAAUUUGGGCGUGAAGUUUUGGGGUGAUUCGGGGCCCGCUUUGGGGCCGUUUGGGGGACGGUUCGGGGUCCAUUUGUGUGGGGCCGGGGCUGCCGGGCGCUCUGCCCUACAGCUCCAUGGGGCCGUUCUGUGGGGCAGGGCGCACGUGGCGCGCGCUGUCGCUGCUGGGCGCGCUGCCGGCCGUGGCGCUGUGCAUGGUCAACGUGGCGCUGCAGCAACGCCAGCACCGCCCCACGCGCCCCACGUUCGUGCCCUACCACCACCUCCGCAUCCGCACCAAGCCGUUCCCAUGGGGCGACGGGACCCACACGCUGUUCCACAACCCCCGCACCAACGCGCUGCCCUCUGGCUACGAGCAGUAGGGCCCGACCCCACGGCAAUAAACGCCCUUGAGCGUC
Numida meleagris (helmeted guineafowl) is the source of this 419-nucleotide messenger RNA. RefSeq names its product cytochrome c oxidase subunit 6A2, mitochondrial-like. Gene Ontology annotation, biological process: mitochondrial electron transport, cytochrome c to oxygen. Gene Ontology annotation, molecular function: enzyme regulator activity. Gene Ontology annotation, cellular component: mitochondrial inner membrane. The transcript has 2 exons. Bases 138 to 383 code for a protein of 81 amino acids. NCBI's taxonomy places the organism in Eukaryota, Metazoa, Chordata, Aves, Galliformes, Numididae. The record is from RefSeq and is a predicted model, not a curated record.